AAAGAAGGACGGGGAGCUCGGCGGCGGCCGCCAAUCCUGCUCCAGCGGCAGAAGGUCACCCGUUAAUCUGUCUCAAUGACAGGCACAAUUACCUUGAGACGAUUUAAUCGGAAGGAGCAGGUGCCCCAAUGCCUGGGGAAAGGAGCAGGAGGGGUUUCCCAGCGGAUUUCCCUGCUCUUGCCCUCGGGAUGAUGCUCCCUGUCUGCUCUGAGGAGCGGGACGGUCAGCAAGGGAUGGAAAACAUCCCCUUUCUCCUGCCUGGUCUGCGCUUCUCUAUUGAACGUGGUCCGCGCUCUCUCGCCCCCUCCUUGUGGGAGCCCCCUGCAAAGACCCUCCCGGCACUCACCAGGGCUGGACCCCGCGACCAGCAGGACGCAGUAAUUUCCAGUCUGGCUCCCGAUACUGAUAAGAAAGACGGCGGAUGAAGGGGAGAUUAGUCGCUAAUCUCCCAGGGAAGAUGAAUCUGCAAGCUGGACCCCGCGGAGGCAGUGCACGUGGGGGAGGAUGGGCGCCGAGUGCCAGCACAAACUUGGGAUUUUCCUGAUCCUUCUUUUCGUCCUUUUCAUAGAAUCCCAGAACGGUUUGGGUUGGAGAGGGUCUUAAAGAUCAGUCCAGCUCCAGCUCCCUGCCACAGGAACACCUUCCACCCGACCAAGCUGAUGUACAUGGGCUUUCCCCAGCUCUGUGCUUGCAUCAGGGUGUCUCCUAUCAGGACAACACAACACCACGAGUCUCAUCUGCUGGGUGCAGGACAGGGCGAUCAAUGCCCACCUGUGAGAAGGGCCCAUCUGGAACCUGCGCCCUCCCUUGAACAUCCCCAUUCUCAACGCAGCCCUCAAAGGCUCCUUUGCAUAUUUAAUUAACGACCUAAUGAGGAUCAGGGCCACCGACUCCUGAGAAAAGCCCGAUGCUUUUCUACCUCUCUGCUGCCUUGCAUCUUGUGCUACGGUGCCAGCCGUGUCCCACCGAGGCUGGAACUGCUGCAGCCGAGAAUCGCUGUCCCUGCCAAGGCUCUCGCUCCGGGGUGGCCAAGGCUCGGAGGAUUUGCGUGCUUUGGCUUAACCCUCUUGGGCACGGCGAGGCAGCGGCGGGACGCAGGGCGGGGGGAUGCUGCUGGCUCUCCUCGGGUGGAUCAGCUCCUGCGUCACCACCUUCGUGCCGCUCUGGAAGAACCUCAACCUGGACCUGAACGAGAUGGAGGUCUGGAACAUGGGGCUCUGGCAGGUCUGCAUCACCCAGGAGGAGGGGGUGCUUGAAUGCCAAGCCCACGGCUCCUUCCUGGCGCUGCCUCCCGAGCUGCGCAUCUCUCGCCUCCUGAUGUGCCUCUCCAACGGGCUGGGGCUGCUGGGCUGCCUCCUGGCUGCCCUGGGGCUGGAGGGCUGGAGAACCUGCGAGGACAAACCCGGGCGAAAGCGGCGGCUCCUGCUUGGCGGGGGAGCGACGCUGGGCCUGGCAGGGAUCACCACCCUGGUGCCGGUCUCCUGGGUCGCCUACAACACCGUCCUCGACUUCUGGGACGAGACUGUCCCCGACAUCGUGCCCAGGUGGGAGUUUGGGGAGGCCACCUUCCUGGGCUGGUUUGCUGGAGCCUUCCUGGCCGCUGGAGGACUGCUCCUCGCCUGCAGCGCCCGCGCCCCGAGCGCCGACGCGCCGCUGGCCCCCGCCGGCCACCAGGGCCCCGCGGCACCAGGGCUGCCCAGGGGCCACCACCUGCACCCCAAAAACGCAGACUUGGUCAUCUAGGGCCUCGGGUGCUGUGCCCUGUGCACCUCGUGGGCUCUUCCCCUGGCAGGGAGGGCUCCUGCUUGUUUCACAGGAUGAUUUGCUAAUUGCUACGGCAGCUCCGCAGGUUUCUCUCCUUCCUCUGUGUGUCUGCUUCACCUUUUCUCUGUUAAGGAGCAGCAGAUUUCCCCGCAGCACUCACCAAGCAAGAAUGGGAAGGCAACAAGCAGCGGGCAGCGCUUUGUACUGUUGGUGACACCGUGGUACCAUCACUGAUGGGUGACACUGUGUUGGCAUCUCUGGCAAGGCCCCCACAGCCAAGUCUGAUGUGGCUAAUGCUGUGCCCCAGUGCAGCAGCUCUUUCCUUGCAUGUCUGUGUUGCUCUGAAAUAUUUGCAAUAAAUUAUCAUGUCCGUUGGCA
Zonotrichia albicollis (white-throated sparrow) is the source of this 2142-nucleotide messenger RNA. RefSeq names its product claudin 25 (gene CLDN25). NCBI's taxonomy places the organism in Eukaryota, Metazoa, Chordata, Aves, Passeriformes, Passerellidae. Gene Ontology annotation, cellular component: bicellular tight junction; membrane. The record is from RefSeq and is a predicted model, not a curated record. Gene Ontology annotation, molecular function: structural molecule activity.